AUGAGGGUACUAUUAGCUGUAAUCGCUGUAAUUGGAGUUGUGAGCGCCCAAAAAGCGUUCCACUCCCGGCGACUCGGUACCGAGGGUCAAAUCGUCGGACGGAUACUAUCGGAGUAUGAUCCUAGCACUCGACCACCAGUUAGAGAUCACGCGGACAACUCGGCGAUCCUCGUCAUCACCAACAUCUUCAUCAAUCGUCUCAUCUGGCACAAUAACUACGCCGAAGUCGACUUGUACCUCCGCCAACAAUGGCAAGACAGUCGUCUGAAGUACGAUGUGGACACUCGGGAGGGUAUCGAGGAGAUCAAAUUGCCACAAAACCGUAAAAUCUGGGAGCCAGACACCUAUUUCACGUCGGGAAGAGAAUUGAGUAGAUCAGAAAAAAAUUCGAAAAAUUUAGUCGUCGAGCCGAGCGGUUACGUGAGAUCUUCGGAGAGAAUCCUUCUGGAACUCCCGUAUACCUAUGGUACCAUGUUCCCAUUCACCAACUCCCGCCAAAUCACUAUUAAACUUGGAAGUUACAACUACGACAUCGAUGACAUCGUGUACCUCUGGGCCAACUCUCCACCACUUGUCAACCCAAUUGAAGUGUCCCAAGACCUUCUCCGUGGUGAUUUGACAUUCGAAGAGGCGUCCGCAGGGGAUUGUGUCGGAAACUACACAGUCGGAGUGUACUCUUGCAUCGAUGCCCAUGUCUACUUCUCUGCCAGUACCCUUUCUGGACUCAUGUCUUGGUUUUUGCCCUCUUUGUUCCUCCUUAUCGGAUCAUGGCUUCAUUUCUGGAUUCAUGGAAGUUGGUCGGUGCCAAGAACCAUCUCCGCCGCUGUUCCAUUCUUCAUUUUGGCUGCUUAUUAUAUUUUCAUGCGCGAAGACUCGUACACCCAAGCGCAAGGUGCAUGGCUCGGUUUCUGCACAGUCCUCACUUUCCUCUCAUUCGUCGAGUAUUUUGUUGUGAUCUGUUGUGGAGGACGUAGAUCAAUUCGCUACAAGACCCUCGGAGGUCAGGAAGAACAUCCGAUGGGCGCUGCUAAGGAGACUAUCGAAGUGGCCUAUGACCAGGGAUGCUCCUCAUUCAGAAAUAAUAAUGGAAUCGAUAUUGACACCCUUGUCAUCUGGAAGGAAACUGUCACACCAAUCCAAACUGUCCAUAUGGAUGAUCGACCUUCCACAGAUAUAAUAGUUGAUUAA
Messenger RNA from Caenorhabditis remanei, 1188 nucleotides. RefSeq lists its product as uncharacterized. NCBI's taxonomy places the organism in Eukaryota, Metazoa, Nematoda, Chromadorea, Rhabditida, Rhabditidae. Gene Ontology annotation, biological process: nervous system process; signal transduction; regulation of membrane potential. The transcript is spliced from 8 exons. Gene Ontology annotation, molecular function: neurotransmitter receptor activity; transmembrane signaling receptor activity; extracellular ligand-gated monoatomic ion channel activity. The record is from RefSeq and is a predicted model, not a curated record. Bases 1 to 1188 code for a protein of 395 amino acids. Gene Ontology annotation, cellular component: synapse; membrane; neuron projection.